Messenger RNA from Exophiala oligosperma, 2546 nucleotides. RefSeq lists its product as uncharacterized. Bases 1 to 2379 code for a protein of 792 amino acids. Gene Ontology annotation, molecular function: copper ion binding; primary methylamine oxidase activity; quinone binding. The transcript is spliced from 8 exons. Lineage: Eukaryota; Fungi; Ascomycota; Eurotiomycetes; Chaetothyriales; Herpotrichiellaceae. Gene Ontology annotation, cellular component: plasma membrane. Gene Ontology annotation, biological process: amine metabolic process. The record is from RefSeq and is a predicted model, not a curated record.
AUGAGGAUUCUUUCUCCAGCCUUGCUGGCCAUUAGUGGUCUAGCAGCAGUUGCUUCUGCAUCACCAUUCUAUAUGAAGAACUUCGCCCCGGGGAAGAAGCCGAUCAGGAAGCCCAUUGACAAGCCGGUCGCCUUCAAGAAUGCUGUGCUUCACACUGAUCAGAAUUCGACUGGGUCAUGCGAUGCUAGCAGCACCCUAUCAACAACAAAGUCACCGCUUCAAAAUAUCUUUGCAGCGCUGACCGAAGAAGAGGCGGCCUCCGUGACGAACUGGGACAAUGUUAUUGUACUUGUGGAGCUCCUGCAGCCAAAUAAAUCCGAUGCACUCCCAUACCUCAACGGCGAGGGGCCAAAGCCAGACCGAUACUCAAAGGCAACAAUCCAGUUUCAAGCCACACUAGAGCCAUACCUCAAGGAAUUCAUGGUUGGCCCUCUACCAGUCUCCAACGAGACGACUUUGCAACCCUUGGACUAUCCUUUCAAUAAAGGUGUCGGAAUGCAGCGGAUCUACAAUGCCGAUCCGGAGCAAUACGGCAUAUUUCUAGCAAAUAUCUCCGCAUCAGUUGAAGAUAUCUUGAUGGAAAUGUUUAACGGGACCUACACAAACUCACCGGAUGAUCCCAUAACCAUUGGCCCUAGCGACCCCCUCUGGAUUGAUGACAAGACCGGCGCCGUCACCUCUUGGAACGAAUAUACACCAUCGCCGACGGGCAUGUACGGUACUGGCUCUCUCCUACGGGGCGGCUUGGCCGUUCGCACCGAUCUAACCGGUCGUGAUCCUUCCAAAUGGAGCGUGCUGGGGUGGUACUACAAUGGAGAGUUCUUCAAAACCACGGACGAAUUUAAGUCUGCUUUCCAUAAUGGCACUUUCGAGUAUUUCAAACCCACUCCCGAUGGAGACUGGGGUGUGACUGCUCCAAAUGCUCCCGCGCUCCCUCACGAUGAGAUUCCGCCGCCAGUGAGCGUCCAACCGGCCGGUCCUCGGUUUGGAGUAGACACGGAGGAGACCUAUAUUGAAUGGAUGGAUUAUUCAUUUUUCAUUGGAUUUACGCGUGAUACCGGGAUACGACUCUUCGACAUCAAGUACAAGGGGGAGCGAAUUGUGUACGAAUUGGGUAUGCAAGAGGCCUUGGCUCACUACGCCGGCAUGGGCCCAGGUCAGUCGGCUCUCUCGUUUCUCGACUCGUACUACGGAUUCGGCCCGAACGCUUUCGAAUUGGUCGGUGGUUAUGACUGCCCAGCAUACGCAACAAUGCUGAACACGUCAUUCUACUGGCGUGAAGCAAGGCGAUCACACCAAAACAGCAUCUGCAUAUUUGAACUAGAUGCGGGCUAUCCGGCGGCGCGCCAUACCGCAUUGAACUAUGUCUACGCGACCAAGAACGUCCACCUGGUCGUCCGCAGUGUAAGCACGCUCGGUAACUACGACUACAUGUUUGAGUAUGCCUUCUUCCACGAUGGAUCGAUCCAUGUCACAGUGCGUGCCUCCGGCUAUAUUGCGGCUGCCUUUUGGGCUGCCAACGCCGACUAUGGCUUCCACAUCCAAGACACUGUCUCCGGUUCAAUGCACGAUCACGUGCUAAACUACAAGCUCGACCUGGACAUUCAUGGCACAAAGAAUAGUCUGAUGAAGGUUGACGUCAUUCCCACAACAGAGAACUACCCCUGGGCAGAUGAGCCACGGAACACGAUGAAGCUAAACAAGUCUUUUAUCGCCACUGAGGAUGAUUCGAAGAUCAAUUGGGCUCCUAACCUUGCCAGCAGCUAUGCAGUAGUCAACAAGGAUACGCCCAAUAAGUGGGGUGAAUAUCCUGGAUAUCGAAUCUCUCCCGGAACUGCAAAUACAGCUCAUCUUACCAUCAUUAAUUCAACAAACCUGAAAAACAGUGCUCGAUUCGCUGAACAUCACCUAUACGCUGUACAGCAGAAGGACACAGAGCCUCGAAGCGCCUAUCCUUUCAGCUCACUGGACCCGGCUCGCCCGGUCGUCGACUUUGACAAGUUCUUCGACGGCGAAUCCCUUGAUCAGGAGGAUCUCGUGCUCUACUUCAACUUGGGUAUGCACCAUGUUCCUGACACCCAGGAUCUUCCCAACACGGUCUUCACGACCGCCCAGUCUACCGUGAUCAUCUCGCCGCAGAACUACUUCCUACAGAACCCCAUCCGGCAGACCAUUCAGCAGGCCGAAGUUGACUAUGAUCUUGAGACCGUGGUCGGUGUUCAGACAUUUGGCAGUGAGCCUGCUAUGUGCGCAUAUGACAUGUCGAACACUGCCGCAAACCUGAGCAGCUAUCAUGGUGGCGACCUCGUGGUCCGCAAGUGGCCAUAUGAUCCGUCGAAUCCAUUCUUCGGGAUGACGGAAGUUGAGACCAUCGGAUGAUAAACACGUGGCGUGCAUCAAUACCUCAAUUCAUGAUGACAACAUGCGAAUUAUCACAAUGCGAGCAGAAUAGAUAGAACACACAGACCGAACCUCGUAGUUGGCCGAGAAAGCCUCCGAAAAGAAAGAAGAAAACAGAUAGUUUGACUAAGUAGUAAAUAUUGCUC